AUGGGCCAAACAACUUCGACAUUAGCUUCAGCUCCUGCUGCACCAGUUGCUUCGCAGCAAGCCAAGGAACCUGCCCGCUGUCCUGUGGAUCAUUCGGCCAUGAAGAAAACUGAGCCUGCUCCAGCCCAGUGUCCAGUUCAGCAUGAUGGUGUCAAUCCACGGAACCAAAUGCCAAAUCUGCAACAACAUCCUAUUUCUAUGAAUCAAGAGGCGUCAUUAUCCACCGAGCGUGUCUCAUCGACGAUUCCGCGUGAUGCGCAGACGACCUGGGACUAUCCUUCGCCUCAGCAAUUCUACAACGCACUUGUUCGCAAAGGAUGGGAAACUCCGGAGGAGCAUGUCGACACUAUGGUUGAUAUACACAACUUUCUCAAUGAAAAAGCUUGGGGGGAAGUCGUCAAGUGGGAGAAGCGCAUUGACGGUGCGGACGGCCUGCAGCUAGCCCGAUUCCAAGGCAAGCCUGGUCAGUUUUCUCCAAAGGCUCGACUCUUUAUGUUUGCUGGUCGUCUUUUCCCCUCAAGAUUCAGUUCUGAGCCUCCUUUCGAUCGCCAUGACUGGGUCGUACGCCGCAGCAAGACUGGCGAAGAAGUUCGCUAUGUCAUCGAUUAUUACUCUUUACCAGACGAACCCGACGGCACUCCGGUCUUCUCCUUGGAUGUCCGCCCAGCUUUAGACUCUUUUGGAAGCGUCAAGCAGCGCAUUGCCGUGGCAGCGGAAGAGGGUUGGGCGAAGUUCCGAGAAUCACAAUCCUCAGCAGAAUCCUCGACGAGAUAG
Serendipita indica DSM 11827 is the source of this 774-nucleotide messenger RNA. NCBI's taxonomy places the organism in Eukaryota, Fungi, Basidiomycota, Agaricomycetes, Sebacinales, Serendipitaceae. The record is from the annotation of a GenBank genome assembly.